Molecule: messenger RNA, 1713 nt
Organism: Dermacentor silvarum
Lineage: Eukaryota; Metazoa; Arthropoda; Arachnida; Ixodida; Ixodidae
Product: solute carrier family 22 member 7-like
Exons: 2
Coding region: 1-1713 (570 amino acids)
Biological process (GO): transmembrane transport
Cellular component (GO): membrane
Molecular function (GO): transmembrane transporter activity
Source: RefSeq, a predicted model, not a curated record
AUGUCGCCGGGCACGGCCACCGCGCGGAAUGUGGACGCGGCGCUGUCGCCCAAGGGUCCUCGGACGCGGCUGCCCGACGACCUGCCGAUGGGCCGCUUCCAGCUCAUGAUCCUCGCCUGCGCCCAGCUGUCGGCGGCCGUGGACGCGUACCAGAUCCUGAGCGCGCGCCUGCUGGCCCCGCCCGUGGACCACUGGUGCCGGCCGUCGGCGGAGUUCUCGCACAUGUCGGCCGACAUCUGGAGGAACGUCAGCGUGCCGCUGGGCAGCGACGGUCGCUUCAACCAGUGCGCCGUCUACGAGCAGCCCUCCGGUUCCCAGCAUUCCGGGCUCUCGCUAGACUCGGCGCGGCCGGCGGUAGCGUGUCACGACUGGGACUACGACCUGGCACCCGGAGUGCAGACCAUGGUGAGCCGUUGGAAUCUCGUCUGCGACUACGCCUGGCAGGUGACGCUUACCAGAGUCUACCACAUCGUGGGUAGCUUCGUCAUGCUACCGCUGGCGGGUCAGCUGAGCGACAAGGUGGGCCGACGCGUCAUCAUCAACUUGUGCGUCAUCCUCGCCAUGUGCGCCGGCCUGGCGGUCGCGUACGCCGAGUCCUUCGUCGUAUUCGUCGUGUCGCGCAUGUUUGUCGGCGCCUCCGUAAGCACGCUGCGUAUCAACACGCUCAUCCUGCUCUUCGAAGUGGUCACGCCGUCGUACCGCGACCUGUACUGCUGCCUCGCGCAGUUAGGACUGAUCGCGGGCAGCGUUGUGGCCACCUCGCUCGAGGGCGGAGUCGUCGACGUGCGCGUAGUCGAGGUAGUGGGUAUCAUGCCGACGUCGCUGCUCGUCUUCUGCUUCUACGCGGCGGAAGAGUCGCCCAUGUGGCUGCUGGCCACCUGGAACUUCAUCAGGGCCAAGAAGGUCCUGCUCUGGAUGUCUCGCGUCAACGGCGUGGCUGUCGCCAUCGACAUGCCCGGUGUGAACAACGAGUACAGCAUGAAGCGCGCCGAAGGACUGCGGUCCCUGUAUCGCGUCAGCGUCCUCGACUUGCUCACCAACGACGCCCUGCGAAGGCGAGUCGGCGGCAUGAUGUGCAUCUGGUUCUGCCUGCUCUUCGCGAUGCACGGUGUGUUGCGACACACGCCGAGGCACACUGACAUCUGGCUCGUGCUCACUGCCGUGGUACCCCGCGCGGCGGCGCUACCGGCGGCUUACAAGCUGCUGCGCGGCUCCAGCCGCAAGGCGGCGCUGGGGAUGUGCGUCGCGCUGUCCUGCUGCCUUUCGUUCGGCCUGGCGCUCCUCACGCUGUUGGCUCCGCCCAAGAACAAAGGUGUGACGACGCUGUUCUGCGAGCUGACCUUGUCCGCACUGGGGAUGGCCUACACGGUGGUGAUCAUGCACAGCCUCGAGAUGUUCCCUGCCGUGAUUCGAACCAUGGCCGUGUGCACCGUGAUGUCGUCUGGUCGUGUCGGAGCUGCCCUGUCCACCGGCAUCGACGCCACGCUCCAGCGCUUCCACCGCAGUGCGCCGCUCUUUCUGGGCGCGCUGUCGCUGGUCGCCGCGCAGGUUGCCGUGGUCAGCCUUCCCGAGACCAAGUACAGCCGGCUGCCGAACACGAUGUACGACCUCGAAGCCAACGUGGUCAAGCAGGUGGUACUCGACAUACUGCAGAACAAUACCCCGCACAACACGAGGCAGCAAACCGAAACCAGCACUCCAGAUAGAAAGUGA